This is a messenger RNA of Parus major (Great Tit), 5423 nucleotides long. It is a transcript of the gene ZSWIM6, whose product is annotated as zinc finger SWIM-type containing 6. Gene Ontology annotation, cellular component: Cul2-RING ubiquitin ligase complex. Bases 67 to 3681 code for a protein of 1204 amino acids. Lineage: Eukaryota; Metazoa; Chordata; Aves; Passeriformes; Paridae. The transcript has 15 exons. The record is from RefSeq and is a predicted model, not a curated record. Gene Ontology annotation, molecular function: zinc ion binding.
GCUGCCUUCCUGGAGCCGUUUAUAGGGUACAGCCACUUCCGCUGUCGGCUUAGAAGCGGCGCGAUCAUGGCGGAGCGCGGUCAGCUCCCCCACCCCGCCAAGCGCCUCUGCUGCAGACCCGGCUAUGGCUCGGGCUGCAGGCCGGGGCAGCGGGCGGGCGGCUCCGGGCCUGGCGGCGGCGCGCUCUGCGCCGGACCCUCCUCUGCAGCUGCUGCCGCCGCCCUGGGGCUGCUACCGCUCGGCAAGACCCAGAGCCCUGAGUCCCUGCUGGACAUUGCGGCUCGAAAGGUGGCGGAGAAGUGGCCCUUCCAGCGGGUGGAGGAGCGAUUCGAACGGAUCCCGGAGCCGGUGCAGCGCAGGAUCGUCUACUGGUCCUUCCCCCGCAGCGAGAGGGAGAUCUGUAUGUACUCCUCGUUCAACACCGGCGCCGAGGAUCCCGCCGCCGGCCCCGGGGGCGCCGCCGCGCCUGGCGGGGCCAUGGACGCCGCCGCCGCUGCUGCCGACGAGAACCGGCUGCCCUUCCGCAGGGGCAUCGCUCUGCUCGACGGCGGCUGCGUCGAUAACGUCCUGCAAGUCGGUUUCCACUUGAGUGGCACAGUAACAGAGCCUGCAAUGCAAUCGGAGCCAGAAACUGUUUGCAAUGUAGCUAUCAGCUUUGAUCGUUGCAAGAUUACCUCAGUGACCUGUAGCUGUGGAAACAAGGACAUAUUUUACUGUGCCCACGUUGUGGCACUCUCUUUAUACCGGAUCCGCAAGCCAGAUCAGGUCAAACUGCAUCUUCCCAUUUCAGAGACACUCUUUCAAAUGAACAGAGACCAACUACAAAAAUUUGUGCAGUAUUUGAUCACAGUACACCACACAGAAGUUUUGCCAACUGCUCAAAAAUUAGCAGAUGAAAUUCUUUCUCAGAAUUCAGAAAUCAAUCAAGUCCAUGGUGCUCCUGACCCAACAGCAGGUGCUAGCAUAGAUGAUGAAAAUUGCUGGCAUUUGGAUGAGGAACAAGUCCAAGAACAGGUUAAACUCUUCCUUUCCCAGGGUGGAUACCAUGGAUCAGGGAAGCAGCUCAAUUUGCUUUUUGCAAAGGUGCGAGAGAUGCUAAAAAUGAGAGAUUCAAAUGGAGCUCGCAUGUUGACGUUGAUAACAGAACAGUUCAUGGCUGACCCUCGUCUGUCGCUUUGGAGACAACAAGGAACUACAAUGACUGACAAGUAUAGGCAGCUCUGGGAUGAACUGGGUGCUCUGUGGAUGUGUAUAGUCUUAAAUCCCCACUGCAAGUUGGAGCAGAAGUCCAGUUGGCUAAAACAGCUGAAAAAAUGGAACAGUGUGGAUGUUUGUCCCUGGGAAGAUGGAAACCAUGGAAACGAGCUGCCCAAUUUAACCAAUGCUUUGCCUCAGGGUGCAAAUGCUAACCAAGAUUCAUCGAACAGGCCGCAUCGGACAGUGUUUACUCGAGCCAUUGAGGCGUGCGAUCUGCACUGGCAGGACAGCCACUUACAGCACAUUAUCAGCAGUGACCUGUACACCAACUACUGUUACCAUGACGACACUGAAAACUUGCUCUUUGACUCUCAGGGGUGGCCCCUCUGGCAUGAGCAUGUUCCUACAGCCUGCGCGAGGGUGGAUGCAUUACGAUCUCAUGGAUACCCACGAGAAGCACUGAGGCUAGCAAUAGCUAUUGUUAAUACACUAAGGAGGCAGCAGCAGAAACAGCUGGAAAUGUUCCGGGCGCAGAAGAAAGAACUUCUCCACAGGGGAGUAACCUCAAUAACGAAUCUUGAAGGCUGGGUGGGUCACCCUUUGGACCCCAUUGGAACCCUUUUUGGUAGCUUGAUGGAAGCCUGCAGGGUGGAUGAUGACAGCUUCCAUGGGUUCUCUGAUUUCACGGAGAACCUGGGGCAAUGCAAAUCUCUGGAGUACCAGCACCUACCUGCACACAAGUUCUUAGAAGAAGGGGAAUCUUACUUAACACUGGCUGUGGAAGUAGCAUUGAUAGGGCUGGGACAGCAGCGAAUAAUGCCAGAUGGCUUGUAUGCACAAGAGAAGGUUUGUCGAAAUGAGGAGCAGCUCAUUUCUAAGCUACAGGAAAUUGAAUUGGAUGAUACUCUGGUGAAGAUUUUUCGAAAACAAGCAGUCUUCCUAUUAGAAGGUGGACCAUAUAGUGGCUUAGGUGAAGUUAUCCAUCGGGAGAGUGUUCCAAUGCACACAUUUGCCAAGUAUCUCUUCACCUCUCUCCUACCUCAUGAUGCUGAAUUGGCAUACAAAACUGCACUGAGAGCCAUGCGGUUGCUGGUACUGGAAUCCACAGCUCCUUCAGGGGACCUGUCCCGCCCUCACCACAUUGCAUCCGUUGUUCCAAACCGGUAUCCCCGCUGGUUCACCCUAAGUCAUAUCGAAUCCCAGCAGUGUGAGCUGGCAUCAACCAUGCUAACAGCAGCCAAAGGUGAUGUUCGGAGACUGGAAACAGUGUUAGAAUCCAUCCAGAAAAAUAUCCACUCCUCAUCACAUAUCUUCAAACUUGCCCAGGAUGCAUUUAAAAUAGCAACACUCAUGGACAGCUUGCCAGACAUAACUCUUCUGAAAGUUUCUCUGGAACUGGGCCUUCAGGAUCUUCAGCUGGAAUUACUCUCUGCAUGCUGUUCAAAAAUACCUGAACGGUGUUUUUCAAAUUGUUUGACGUGUCAGCUGAAAAAGAGGAAAUGGAGUGGAGAGGGAAAGAGGCUGCCAUUUUUAACGCCAGUGAUGCGGAUGACACUGUCAACACUGAAUUGGCGACGGCGAGAAAUGGUGAGGUGGUUGGUAACGUGUGCAACAGAAGUAGGUGUUUAUGCACUGGAUAGUAUCAUGCAAAACUGGUUUACACUUUUCACUCCAACAGAAGCCACUAGUAUUGUUGCUACAACAGUGAUGUCCAACAGCACCAUUGUCCGUCUGCAUCUGGACUGCCAUCAGCAGGAGAAGCUGGCCAGCAGUGCUAGGACGCUUGCCCUACAGUGUGCCAUGAAGGAUCCUCAAAACUGUGCCCUUUCUGCACUGACACUGUGUGAAAAGGAUCACAUAGCUUUUGAGACUGCUUACCAAAUUGUUCUAGAUGCUGCUACGGCUGGCAUGAGCUACUCGCAGCUUUUUACCAUAGCACGAUACAUGGAGCACCGUGGUUACCCCAUGCGGGCCUACAAGCUGGCCACUUUGGCCAUGACCCAUCUCAACCUGAGUUACAAUCAGGACACACACCCUGCCAUUAAUGACGUUUUGUGGGCAUGUGCGCUCAGCCACUCCCUUGGGAAAAAUGAGCUAGCAGCUAUAAUACCUCUUGUGGUCAAAAGUGUCAAGUGUGCAACAGUACUGUCAGACAUUUUGCGCAGGUGUACUUUGACCACUCCUGGCAUGGUGGGACUUCAUGGAAGGAGGAACUCUGGUAAGCUCAUGUCACUGGACAAAGCCCCUUUACGGCAACUCUUGGAUGCCACAAUCGGAGCCUACAUUAAUACAACUCAUUCACGUCUCACUCACAUCAGCCCACGACAUUAUAGUGAGUUUAUAGAGUUCCUCAGCAAGGCACGAGAGACCUUCCUAAUGGCUCAUGAUGGUCACAUCCAGUUUACACAGUUUAUUGAUAACCUAAAACAAAUCUACAAAGGCAAAAAGAAACUGAUGAUGCUGGUUCGUGAACGAUUUGGUUGAUGAAAAUGCGUGAAUGGGGGACUGGGGGGGAGGGGGGUGGUUUGUUUUUACUUGAGCCUGCCUUUGUAUCCUUUUUAACUUAAAGAAACAGAGCCACACCGGUAUUAUAUGUGUAUAGUUAUAUUGAGUUUGCAAACUAAAUUGUCAUGUUGUGAAAGUUUGUGUGUUUAAUUUUCUUUUCUUUUUUCUGUUUUGUAUGAGAGAGAGGUUAAAAAAGGUUUGGUUUACACUGAGUAUAUGUUGUCAAGUGGCAAAAGCCCACAUCGCUCUCCUGUUCUUUCUGUAUACGUUCACAGCCUCAAAAACAAACAUAUAUUGCAAUGGCUUUAAAAACCAAACAAAACACCUCCAUCCUGUGAUAAGUACCUCGAAUGGAUUCAGCUUUACUCCUUUGUAACUCAUCCUUACAUUUCAGCAUAUUUAAACAAACCAACAAAUGAAAUACUAGUAGUUAAAAGGCUGACCACGUGGCUUUGCAGUGCUGUUCAUCCAGAAGCAUGGCACACAAUGCUUGUGCAUGUGGAAACUUAGCAACUGUCAACAUACAUUCUCAGGGAUUUAUCAAAAAAAAUUAAAAAAAGAAUGAGAGCAUUUAUUGUACUGUAUAUAUAUUAUAGUAUAUGUCUGAAUAUUGAAAAAUAUAACAUUAACUAAUUUAUAAAAAAAUCUAUGUAAUGCAAAAUACUUGAAGCUGCAGUAGCUUGGUUUUAAUCAAAAAAAAAACCUAUCAGAAGGACUAAAGUGCGCCUUGCUUCAGGGUUGGCUCAGGUGGUGAACUAUAUGCUGGGCAUCUAUGCAGAGCCACCUUUUGGAUUGCAUGGUUGGACUGAUACCUAUUGGGGAAAAUUUUAUAUAUAUAUAUUUAUACAACCUGUGUAUACAUAUAUAUGUAUACACACAUACACACAUGCUUGUAACAGGCACUAUAGUAAAGAGGGACAACAAAAAAAUACACAGCCAGAGCAGCAAGCCUUAGCAUUAAGAAUACAGUAUGCCAGAAUUGGGGUUUGUGCCUCCUAGCCUAGAAGACUUAAAGAAUAUCCUUUUUGACACAAAACGCAAAAUGUUUUCCAAAAUUAUUGACAUGAUACGUUACGCCUUUGCAGUGAGCUAAUAAUAAGCUAACCUUUGUGCACAAAUAACAUAUAUAUAUAUUAUAUAUAUAUAUUCUGCAUAGGUAUUUUGACUUUGUGCAGGACAGAAAGUUGUGUAGGUAUGACUGUUCUACUUUUCAGUUUGUUUUUUUAAUAUAUUUUAUUUUCUCUAGAAUUACUCAAACAAAAGCAGCCUUCUAUCUUGCCUUGUCUUAAUGCUUUAAAAUAACCAAACUGGAGAUCUAACUACCAAACUGUUCAUUAUAUUAUUAAGUACCAACUUUGGUUACAGUAUAGUGUCUUUACUUUAGCUGAUGGUUCUGUAUCCUUGUGCUUUUUAAAGCAGUUUUUAUGUUUUGGUGCAAAAGUUGUCCAGUGUCUCUUGUUCCCUUCAUUAGAGAACAUGCUAGAAGUAUGUUUGUAGGUAUUUUUGUUUAGAAAAACUAUUUCAUGCUCUCCAUUUUAUUUAUUAUAAUAGGUAAAAAGGUUGUACUUCAUCACCCAUGUAAACAUGCUCAUGAAGUUGAAAGUAAUUAAGAUUUGAUACACUGAUAUCAAUUUAUUUAUGUAACUAAAUCACUGUUUUAUAAACUUGUUAAUGAUCAACAAUUUUUUUGUUUUGAUUAAAAUUAGUUUUUUGAAAGUUGA